Molecule: messenger RNA, 2493 nt
Organism: Knipowitschia caucasica
Lineage: Eukaryota; Metazoa; Chordata; Actinopteri; Gobiiformes; Gobiidae
Source: the annotation of a GenBank genome assembly
AUGAUGGAGGAGGAAGAAUUUGAAUUAGCUGAAGAUUUAGAAGCUAUUUUGCACCUUACUCCUGAAGUGCAGCUCGCUAUAGAGCAGGUUUUUCCCAGUCAGGACCCACUGGACAGAGCUGACUUCAAUGCAGUGGAAUACAUCAAUACCCUGUUCCCCACGGAGCAGUCUUUAGCUAAUAUUGACGAUGUCGUCAGCAAGAUACGCCUCAAAAUUAGGCGCUUGGAUGACAAUAUCCGGACUGUGGUGAGAGGACAGACCAAUGUCGGCCAGGAUGGUAGACAGGCACUGGAGGAGGCACAGAUAGCCAUUCAACAACUUUUUGGCAAAAUCAAAGAUAUCAAAGACAAGGCGGAGAAGUCUGAACAAAUGGUCAAAGAGAUAACACGGGACAUCAAACAGCUGGACCAUGCCAAACGGCACCUCACCACAUCCAUCACCACGCUCAAUCACCUGCACAUGUUGGCAGGGGGUGUGGACUCCCUAGAAGCAAUGACAAGAAAGCGGCAAUAUGGAGAAGUGGCCAAUCUGCUACAGGGAGUUGUAAAUGUGCUUGAACAUUUUCAAAAAUACAUGGGGAUUCCACAGAUUAGGCAGCUAUCAGAAAGAGUAAAAGCGGCACAGAGUGAACUAGGUACACAGAUUCUGGCCGAUUUUGAGGAAGCCUUCCCUUCCCAGGGCUCCAAGAGACCGGGAGGACCCAGUAAUGUUCUUCGGGAUGCCUGUCUGGUGGCUAAUGUUUUAGACCCACGCAUAAAACAGGAAAUCAUUAAGAAGUUCAUCCGACAGCACCUUUCUGAGUACCUUGUUCUUUUCCAAGAAAAUCAAGAUGUUGCUUGGCUGGACAAAAUUGAUCGACGUUAUGCUUGGAUCAAACGGCAGCUUGUAGACUAUGAGGAGAAGUAUGGGCGUAUGUUUCCUGAGGAGUGGUGUAUGACUGAACGUAUAUCUGUAGAGUUUUGCCACAUUACAAGAGUGGAACUGGCAAAAGUUAUGAGAACACGAGCAAAGGAGAUUGAAGUAAAGCUGCUGCUUUUCGCCAUUCAGAGGACUACAAACUUUGAGGGUCUGCUUGCUAAACGUUUUACUGGAUGCACAUUGACAGAUGCAACACCUGGGAAGAAGAAACCAGAAAGUCCUCUUGAGCCCACUAACCCUUUCCUGGAGGAUGAGGCUGGUGACUAUGGUGGAGAAAAGGAUGAUCUUUCUCGGCCUAGGAAGCCUAAAGCACCAGAAAAUCCUUUUCAUGGCAUUGUGUCCAAGUGCUUUGAACCUCACCUGUAUGUCUACAUAGAGUCUCAGGACAAGAAUCUUGGUGAACUUAUUGACCGUUUUGUAGCAGACUUCCGAGCACAGGGCCCACCCAAAGCGGGGACAGAGGAAGGUGGAGCAGUGCUGCCCAGCUGCGCUGACCUCUUUGUCUACUACAAGAAGUGCAUGGUUCAGUGCUCCCAGCUCAGCACAGGAGAGCCAAUGAUUGCCUUAACAACCAUCUUUCAAAAAUAUCUAAGGGAAUAUGCUUGGAAAAUAUUGUCAGGCAACCUGCCUAAGUCCAAUAGCAACAGUGGGGGUCUAACAAUCACCAGUCUGUUGAAAGAAAAGGAGGGGUCUGAAACUGCUAAAUUCACUGUGGAGGAGCUUUGUCUCAUCUGUAGCAUCCUCAGUACUGCAGAGUACUGCUUGGCCACAACACAACAGCUUGAAGAGAAACUCAAGGAAAAGGUGGACAAGCCUCUAGUGGAGAGGAUUAACUUGACCGGGGAAAUGGACACAUUCAGCACUGUCAUCUCAAACAGUAUUCAACUACUCGUGCAAGAUCUGGAUAGUGCCUGUGACCCUGCGCUCUCUGCCAUGAGCAAAAUGCCAUGGCAAAGUGUGGAGCAUGUUGGAGACCAGAGUCCUUAUGUGACGUCCAUUAUCAUGCACAUUAAACAGAAUGUGCCAAUCAUCAGAGACAACCUCGCAUCAACACGCAAAUACUUUACUCAAUUCUGCAUUAAAUUUACCAACUCUUUCAUUCCCAAAUUCAUCAACCACCUCUUCAGAUGUAAGCCUAUCAGCAUGGUCGGAGCUGAACAGCUCCUCCUGGACACUCAUUCGUUGAAGACUGUGCUGCUGGACUUGCCCUCCAUAGGUUCCCAGGUGCUCCGUAAGGCUCCGGCCAGCUACACAAAGAUCGUAGUGAAAGGAAUGACGAGAGCUGAGAUGAUCCUGAAGGUGGUGAUGGCGCCACAUGAACCUCCAGUGGUGUUUGUGGAUAACUACAUUAAACUGUUAGCUGAUGGCAACCCAGAAACAUUCCAGAAGAUCUUGGACAUGAAGGGUUUGAAGCGCAGUGAACAGAGCAGUAUGCUGGAGCUGUUCAGACAGAGACUGCCCACGCCUCCUUCAGGGGCGGACACAGGGCCCUCACUGUCCUUCAGCGCCCCCACCCCAGAGCAGGAGUCUUCUCGCAUCCGCAGACUGGAGAAACUCAUCAAGAAAAGACUGUGA